AUGCCCCCACACCAACGCAAACUUGAGAUUUCACUCCCGACACUGAUAGAGCACACCUCGUUCCACCAGGAGGGUACGCGAACGCCCGAGUUGCGGGACAUCGUGCCAGCCCAGGACCCACUCCCUCGACCUCCUCCGCGAGCUCGAACACUGAGCCAUGGUCGAUCGCAGAGUGCACCGUCGCGGUUCCUGAACAACAUGGUCCGCGGCAGCCGACACUCUCGGACUGCGUCCGACACGUCCCAGGCCAGCAAUGGCGGCGUCGAGAGUCUGCGCCGCAUGACCGAUACUGUGCUGGCCACCCUGCGCGAGAGAGAUUCGCGCCCCGAACGCGAGGAGGUGCUCAUCUCGGCCCCCAUUCCCAUCCCGGCUCAGGCGUAUCCUCUCGAUGCGGAGCCGACGACGCCCACAAAUGCCCACAUGUCCGUCAAGGACCACCUCGCACUGCCGAAAGGGGCCUCGCCGAAGCCCUCCCCCGUGCCUUCGGGUAGCGGAGGCAGCUCCGUAACCGACGAAACACUGGUGGAGCCGCCUCUCCCACCUCUCCGACCAAGCUGGGUGCGCCUCUACACCGUCGCCAGCGUCAAGGAACGCCUCUGGUGUCUCAUUCCCGCCACCAUCUUUGCGCUAGCCGCCGCCAUGGUCGCGCCAUACAUGACGACGCUCAUGGGAUCAGCGUUCAACGGGAUGGCCAUGUUCUGGCUCUCCCAGCGCACGCAGGAGGACAAGGACAAGAUGAUGAAGACCGAGCGCGAGGUGAUCCUCAAGGUCGUCAUCAUUGCGUUGGCAAACAUUGGCUUCACCUACGCCAAGAAUGCACUUUGGGUAACAUACGGAGAGCUCACGGCCAACAGGCUGAGGAGGAUGGUGUUCGACGGCGUGCAGGAGAAACCGAUGGAGUGGUAUGAUCUCGGCAUGGGAACCGCCGAGCGGGAUGAGACGGGAGCGGUGGGGGCGGCUGGCCUCAUGGGCAAGUUUGCAAGGGAGACAGACGAAGUGCGUGCUGCAACCGGCUCAUCAUCGGGGAACACGCUCGGAGGGGUUGCGACGUUCGUCGCGUGCCUCGUGCUCGCACUUGUGAAGCAGCCCGUGCUGACCAUUGUCACGCUGAGCGCCGUACCACUCAUGCUGGUCACGGGGGCCGGGACACAGUACAUUGUCGAGCCAAUGUACCACGUGGAGCGGCGGUGCUUCGCUGAGGCGUCCACCUCUGUCGAGCGUGCAACGAGUGCCGUGGCAACGGUGAAGGCGCAGAAUGCGCAGGAUCUAGAGGUCGCGCGAUUCAAGAAGGAAGUGGAGGGAGCGCGAGACAGUCUAGUGAAGCAGGGGUACGUGUGGGCGACCUCCCUCGGCGCGACAGACUUCCUCAUGUUCGCCAUGUACGCCGUCGGAUGCUGGUACGGCGCCAAGAUUGUUGCGGACGGCAAAGCGCCAGCCGCCGAGGUCUUGACCGUCAUCUGGGCAUGCCUCAUGGCGUCCAUGGCGCUGCAGGGCGUCAUGCCCCAGCUCACGACUCUUACCAAGGGCAAUGCGAGUCUCGCGUCGCUCCUCUCGAUCAUCCAGAGUCGAGACGGAAACUACGACAAGCGAGGGUUCCGCUCCGGCCCGCUGCCGCACUCGCACACGGACCCGAAUCGCCCCCGCCGCUUCCGAGGCCAGUUCGACUUCCAGCGCGUGUCCUUCCACUACCCCUCACGGCCAGACGUCACGGUGCUAAGGGACAUUACGCUGUUCCUCCCCGAGGGUGAGACGACCUUCAUCGUCGGCGGGAGUGGCAGCGGCAAGUCCACUAUUGCCCAGCUGCUGUUGCGAAUGUACAAGCCCGUUCGUGGCGCGAUCUCGCUCGACAACAGGGCCCUCGAGAACUUCCCCGACACCUACACGAGACAACACGUCGCAGCCGUUCAGCAGGGCUGCAUCCUGUUCGACAUGAGCGUGCACGACAACGUGGCUAUGGGCAUCGUCGGCGCCGGCGCGGACAUGUACGGCGAGGUCCGGCGGCCGGAAGACAUCACACGCGCCGACGUCGUGGAUGCGUGCAGGAUGGCAUCGAUACAUGACUUCAUCGAGUCCCUUCCCGAGGGUUACGAUACGAUGCUGGGCACCGGAGGCUCGCAGCUGAGCGGUGGACAGCGACAACGACUUGCGAUUGCCCGCGCAAGAAUCCGCGACCCGACCGUGUUGAUUCUCGACGAGGCGACGAGCGCUCUCGACGCAACGAGCCGCGUCGAUGUGUUCAAUGCAAUCAAGGCGUGGCGCCGCGGCAGCACUACAAUUGUCAUCACGCACGACUUGUCACAGAUCACAGCCCAGGACUACGUGUACGUCAUGGCUGAGGGCGUCGUCGCCGACCACGGGUUCCGGAAUGACCUCGAGGCGCGCGCGGGGCCCUUCCAGGACAUGGCAGCGAGGCAAGCGGCGCAGCCCCUCCCUCCGCGUGAUGACUUUGAGUGGCGUCCUGCGCCCGCUAAGCCGCUACCGGAUCCUGGGGAGCGCAGGCUCUCCCGCAUUGUCGGUUGGAAUAUGAGCACCGUCUCUCUCCGCCCUGACCUCAGCCGGCCGGCCAGCAUCGCCUCCCUCGCCGAUCUAGGCAAUGUCGAGAUGCAGCGUCGGAACAAGACGCCCGUCAAGGUCAAGCGCGCAGGCAUGAUCCUACACACGACUGGCACGCCCGGCCACGCACGCAAGGUUAGUGGGAGCAGCGUACCCCGAUCCAUCAGCCAGGAGAGCCUCGUCGUGGAAUCCGACCUUGGACAUGCCCCCGCUGGGUCCCCCGUCAAACAGCGACACUCGAUGCAGCCCCCGCCGAGCUCAUACAACCUUACGCGCGCGCAGAAGCGCCUAUCGUGGACCAGCGAGGACCUCGGCAACGGGCCGUACCGACGACACAGCGCGAGUGCGAGCACGAGCACGGUCAGGCUGCAUCACCAGGAAAGUCAAGCCAGCCUGUACGAUGCCUCUCCGUGGCGGAGGGAAACGUCGCGUGUUUCCAUCGUGUCGAUGGAGGACAAGUUUGACAAGACGGAUGGAGUGGAAGAGUUUGAGCUCGUCGACGUCGUGCUCGGGGACGAGAAGCACGACGCCGUCGAUUCGCCAGCGGAGACUGAAACUGCAUCUGGCAAGUUGCCGGGCUUGACCGCUCUUAUCCGGCGAUACUACCCUGCCCUGCCGUCCAAGCCGCUGCUGUGGCUCGCUCUCUUUGGCGCAGUUGCACACGGAGCCGCCAUCCCUAUCUACUCAUUCUAUCUCGCGCAGCUGCUCGCACUCGUCGGGACGAAGGACUCGGGCAAGAUUGCUGUGCAGGGUGCCGUUCUGAUCGCCCUCAGUGCGGGGCUGGCAGCUGCGGCGUGGGUGGAGCAUUUCGGCGGUGCGGCCGUCGCGGCGCGGUGGAACGCACAGAUGCGUGCCGACACAUACGCCCGUAUCCUGGCACAGGACAAGGGAUGGUUCGACUCCUCCGCCAACGCCCCAGCGCAGCUGACGCAGCGCCUGGUCAAGGACGUCGAGGACAUGCGGAACCUGGUCGCGAUGAUCGUGCCCGCCAUUCUGGUGACGUGCAUCAUGAUCGGGCUCGGCAUCGUUUGGGCCCUUGUCGUCGGCUGGCAGAUGACCCUCAUCGGCAUCUCCAUCGUUCCCGUCGUAGGAGCGAUGUAUGCGUUCGCUGAGGGGGCGGUUCAGCGCGCGGAGGAGCGCAACAAGGGCCGGCGCGAGGCCGUCGCCAAGACAUUCUUCGAGACACUCGCCAAUGUUCGCGGUAUCCGGGGCAUGGCGCUCGAAGACUGCUUCCGCGAGCGCUUCGCGAGGGAGGCAACCGAGUGUCGCAGUUCCGGGUUCCACUCCGCGCUCGUCGUUAGUAUCGCGCAGGCAACCAAUGCCGGCCUGCCUCUGUGUGCGCAAGCACUCCUCCUCUUCGUGGCAGCAACGUUCAUCGGAAACGGCACAAUGACGUACCCCGCCUCGCUCCAGGUUCUCACACUCGUGCUCUUCAGCCUCACAUUCAGCAGCCAGAUGCUCAUCUUCCUCCCGCUCCUGACCAAGGCUAAGGUCGCCGCACGCGACUUCCACUGCCUCGCGACGCUGUCUCUCGUCACGGCAGAGUCGCGCGGCGACGCCCGCCCCACUAUUACGGGCGACGUACGCUUCGAGGACGUCUCGUUUGCCUACCCCGAGCGGCCGGACGUUACUGUCCUCGCGCAUUUCAGCUUGUCCGUCACGCGUGGCGAGUGUGUCGCUAUUGUAGGCUCCAGCGGAUGCGGCAAGAGUACGGUCGCUGCACUCAUUCAGCGUCUGUACGAGCCUGGCAGUGGGCGCGUGACUCUCGACGACCGGCCGCUGGGCAGCAUCAGCGCGUCGUGGCUGCGCCGUCACAUCGGCGUCGUAUCUCAGACUGCGAACCUGUUUGACGACACUGUGCUCGCCAACCUGCGCUACGGGGCCAAGGUCGACGUGCCUCUCUCCGAGGUGCACGAUGCAUGCCGCGCCGCCAACAUUCACGACUUCAUCGAGUCCCUGCCGCAAGGCUACCAGACCAAGCUGGGCGAGAACGCAUCCCUGAUUUCGGGCGGGCAGGCGCAGCGUAUCCAGAUUGCGCGCGCGCUCAUUCGCAAACCCCGCAUACUCAUUCUCGACGAGUGCACCAGCGCGCUCGACGUCGAGAAUCAGCGCAUCAUCCUCGACACGAUCGAUGCGAUCAGCCGAGACUGCACCACGUUCUUCAUCACGCACUCAACCGAGGCGAUGAAGCGGUGCGACCGCAUCGUCUGCCUCCAGGACGGGCGCGUCGCCGAGGAUGGCAGCUACGCGAGUCUCAUUGCGAAGGGCGGCACGUUUGCGCAACUCAUGCGUAGUGGCGAAUGGGAGUGA
Trichosporon asahii var. asahii CBS 2479 is the source of this 4863-nucleotide messenger RNA. RefSeq names its product pheromone transporter. Gene Ontology annotation, biological process: transmembrane transport. Gene Ontology annotation, molecular function: ABC-type transporter activity; ATP hydrolysis activity; ATP binding. The transcript has 2 exons. NCBI's taxonomy places the organism in Eukaryota, Fungi, Basidiomycota, Tremellomycetes, Trichosporonales, Trichosporonaceae. The record is from RefSeq and is a predicted model, not a curated record. The coding region runs from base 1 to 4863 and encodes 1620 amino acids. Gene Ontology annotation, cellular component: membrane.